Molecule: messenger RNA, 978 nt
Organism: Seminavis robusta
Lineage: Eukaryota; Bacillariophyta; Bacillariophyceae; Naviculales; Naviculaceae
Source: the annotation of a GenBank genome assembly
AUGGGGCCGUUGGAUUUGAAGGAAGCGUAUGGUAUCGCUAAACUAUCCACGCCACCAAUCCUAGAAGAGGAAAUCAAAAGGCGUUUUGACCAAUUUGGUGGGUCGGCGAGGCUACUGUUCAAUGACCCAAAGGCGGCGCUGGCAAAGGUUGACGAGGCAUUUUCCGCGGGAGCAGAAGGGAUAAUUGAUCCUAACGCUGCCAACCCAACGAUGUCCAGUAUUCUGGUGCACAUUCUUGCCAACAAUGAAUUCGAGCGUACAGGUCGUCAGUUUGCUUCCGAUACAAUUGCAUACGCCAUGAUUGAUGCACCGAUUGACAAGAAGCAACUCGAAGAAAGAAUCUGGUUGGAAGCAACAUCGGGAAGGGUUGCUGUGGACAUAGCAGGAGCACGGGGGAUUUUGGCUGAGCGCCUUUGGCAUCGUGCGGUGAAGCAGCCAGGGAACAUCCUUGUCAGGGAGCUCACACAGCCUAGAGCCACAAACAAGGAUGGAGAAUGGAAGAAACUCAAGGAAUUUAGUGGUACCACACGUCGAUUGGCGGACGCAGCAAUGACGGACUUAUUGAGGAUGGACGUUGGUGACUACUGUUUGCCCACCCAUAAGAUGUUCCCGACUGUAGAUUCGCUAGCGGUGGUAAAGGGGGCUCCCUGGAAACAAGCAGACGACGAUGACGAUGAUGUCGACGCUCCGAUCAUUGGCCUCAUGUUUCAAAUGGCGAUUGGGAACACGCACAAGAAGGCUUACAGCGGGACCCUGAAAGCGAUUGAUCAGAAGAUGGGCGACCUUGUUCCUGGCUUCAAGACUGGUGAAUCACCUUUGUAUUUGAUAUAUGUUACUGGGAACGCUGAGGGUUUUGGACCGAAUCAGCUGAACUACGCAAAAAACAAGGAAGGCCAUGCAUACGGUGCGCUCCCCUCGGAUUUGAAGCGUAUCAAGCAAUUUGCGGUCUCUUUCGAGGGCCUGGUGAGUAAGAGGUGA